AUGGCAAAUCAUUCACAUGGAUAUGGACUAUUGAUAGAUUCAAUUAAAACAAAAAAUGAAUCUGCCAUAUAUACCAAUAUCAUCAAUAACUUAAAGAACAACGAUAUCAAUACUCAAACAUGUUCUCUAACACUUAUCAACUCUAUCAUUUCAUAUUCAAAUAAUCCUGUUGAAAUUUUAGAUUAUUUAGAAGAUUUUAAUUUAUCUUUAACUUUAAAGGCAACAUUAGGAUCAACAGAUAAUUAUUUUAAACAACAAAUUUUGAAAUUACAAAUACUUAAAUUACAAGCUAUAUUUCACGAUUCGACUACAAUGUACAGUAAAGAAGAUCCAACACACGAAAAAUUAUUAGAACGAUUAUGGGAAUUGAUGUUCCCAUGUGAGGUUUUCAAGCCAGUCGAUGAAAGAUGGAAAUUGAUUGGGUUUCAGGGAAAAGAUCCAUCUACAGACUUUAGAGGAAUGGGAAUAGCCGGUCUCAAACACCUACUAUACUUUGCCGAGUACCAUACAGACACUUUUAAACAUUUGGCUUUCCAACAACAAUCUCUACCUCAAAAUAUUUCAAGCGAUCGUUAUUAUCCACUUGCAGUUUGUGGUAUUCAUAUUACUAGUAUGCUACUAGAACUAAUGAAACCUCCUACUAAUACACAAGAUUUAACAAAUGACCAAAUUGUAAUUUAUCCAAUGUUGUUUGAAUCUAAAAACUCUUUGGAACAAAUAUAUUGUGUAGUAAUUGAAAUAUUUGCAAUGGUUUGGGAUGAAGGAAAUGCAAAGUAUAUGGACUUUAAAAAGGUGAUCGUAUUUUUAAAGAAUCAAAUCACAGAAUCCUUGAUCAAAUCAUCGACCAUCCAAGAAUUCAAAUCAAACAACUAUGUCAUCAAGAAAUUGGUUGAUUUGAAAAAGGUUUUUAUGGAUAGUCCUCAACAAGGUCCAACUAAAAAAAGUUCUCAAGGUAGACAAUCUAAAAGUUUUAAUGAAGAUAGAAAAUCAUUUGAUUAUAUAAAUAGAAGUGUUGAUUCACAACAUGAUUUAUUGGCAACAAGAGUAACUGUUGAUGAUGAAAAUGGAUUAACAAAUAGUAGUGGAAGUAGUUAUAGUUAUACAACCAAUUCUUGUGCUAGUAUGACAUACAAUAAUAAUACUGAUUCGAUCUAUUCGUCUUCGGCAUCAUCGUCACCCGCCGGCGGUGGUGAGAAUGGAGGAAAUACGGCAAUCCAUGUAGCUAUUUGUAGUCUGCAAUAUGAUAUUGUAUCACAUUACCUCAGCAAUGUCAAUAUGCUCAACAUCACCAAUGCCAAUGGAAUGACACCUCUCAACUUGGCAUGUGCAAACAGCACCACACAAAUGAUCGAAUUGAUUCUCGCUACACCUGGUAUCUCCCUUACGACACAGGCCAAGAAUGAAGUUGUUAAAUCCCUUCUUCAUUAUGGUUCAAAUCCAAAUCUAUUUAACAAAAAAGGAGAAACUUCAUUACAUAUAUCAAUUAGACAAAAGAAUAGAGAUUUGAUACAAUUGUUGAUACAGUAUGGGUCGGAUGUUUCGUUGAACAAUUCUUCAUCACCAUCUCACCAUAAUAACAAUCAUAAUAAUAAUCAUAAUAAUCACUAUAACUACAACAAUCAUAACCAAAAUAAUGGAUCGAUUAGCCAUAGUUAUAGUCACAGUCAUACAAGUCUACAAAACUAUGGUAGUAGUCCCAUUAGUAUAAGUAAUAAGAGUAGUAUCCAAAUUGGAAGGGAACGAAACAAUUAUACCUCCCAUCACCACAGCAACAGCAAUAGCAGUGACUAUAACCCAUCGAGUAGUCCACCAUCUGACCUCAGUAUUGCUGGAAACCACACUACCAGUGCCGGCAGCAGUCUCAUGAGUUCUAUUGUCGGUCGUGGAAGACUGACCAACAGCUUCUCAUCGCAUUCAACGCGAUACACCACCCAACAGAAAUUGGAUAUCAUCAAGCGAUGUCUUAGCGAGGCAACUAUUGUCGUCGACCAAAUCACGCCAACCGAUACCAAAUACAAAGAAAAUAUUAAACGUGCCACAGAGAAUAUUAAAAAUUGUAAAAUAUUAUUAAAUUCUUUAAAAUAA
Messenger RNA from Cavenderia fasciculata, 2085 nucleotides. RefSeq names its product ankyrin repeat-containing protein (gene elmoD). Bases 1 to 2085 code for a protein of 694 amino acids. Gene Ontology annotation, biological process: cell motility; actin filament organization. The transcript has 7 exons. The record is from RefSeq and is a predicted model, not a curated record. Gene Ontology annotation, molecular function: protein binding. NCBI's taxonomy places the organism in Eukaryota, Evosea, Eumycetozoa, Acytosteliales, Cavenderiaceae. Gene Ontology annotation, cellular component: plasma membrane.